AUAGCGGGUUCAAUGACGGACGAAAAACAGUGUUACGCAUGGUCGGCCAGGUAAUGUUGUGGUCCCGUUUGUUGUCAGUACCGGUGCAGAAUCGCUGUUUAAAGGCUCAACUACCCCCUGACAGCCCACACUGAGAGGUUUUCUGUGGCAUUUAAUGUUUCGGCACCUCCACGAGACCGAGUUCACGGAGUGUCAGUAAGUAAGGAGAGCGUGAAGGGUGCUGCGAGGAGGAACAGUGGGAGGAAAUAUGGAAACAUGGCAAAAGUAAACAUGGCGUGAAGAAGGCAGAGACAGCAUGUAAACGGUCUAAACAGGAACAACUUUGCAUCUGCCUUUAUUACAAAGCUGUGUUAAAUACACGAUUCAGAUUGGCAGGAAUUCAGAAGUAUGCUAUUCCUCUAUAACACAUCGUUGCUAUGAGCAACAGAGCAUUGCUUAGGACGCAACCUGAUCCCACACGUCACAUCAAAUCAAUCCGCGGAGAGGAGUCCAGAGGAUUUCAUCUCUGCCUGUUGGCCUUGUGGUGAAACCUUUAGUUUCCGUCAUGGAGAACUUGGAGAACAUUUUGAAUAUCACUUUUGAUUUCUUCAAAGAGCUCGAUCCUUUAGAUCCUGUGACUGAACAACCAACUACCAUGAAAAUUAAAAGAGAAGAGGAUAAAGGCACAGAACCAGCAAAGGAGGUUAAAAGACACAAGGAACUGAGUGACAGAGAAGUCGACCAACUCGAAGAAAGCAGACAUGAAGCAAACACAAAGCGGAAUACGGUUUGGGCCAUGUCAGUGUUAAAUGACUGGAUGAAUGAAAAGAAGAUGUCAACAGACAUUGACAGCUAUAAGGAAGAAGACCUCAACCAGGCGCUGAGGUCAUUCUAUGCAUCUGUUCAAAACACCAACGGAAAAACCUACUCAGUUGCCAGUUACAUAGCCAUAAGGGCUGGGAUAUGUCGAUAUUUCUCAGUGUUCAAUAUAAUGAGUUCUCCAACAUUCAAGUCGAGCAACUUGGUUUUUCAAUCUGUUAUAAAAAGCCUUCGCAAAAACGGACAAGAUGUCAACCAUCACCCCUCUAUCUCAGCUGCAGAUCUGCAGCUCAUCCGGUCCUCUGACGUGCUGUCUCCACACACAGCAACUGGACUUGUCCGGAAAGUGUGGUUUGAAGUACAGCUGCAUCUGACAUGGCGAAGCAGAGAAGGUAUACGAGAACUGAAAAGAGACUCCUUUAUUUUGAACAGAGACGAGAAAGGGAAUGAGUACAUUUCACUUUCUCAUAACACUGUCAACCACAAAGAUGCAAAAGACCCAUGUAAAGAAAACUACAGAGGGUGCAUCUAUGCAGAGCCUGGAAACCCCAGCUGCCCUGUUGCCUGCUUUAAAAAGUAUGUGGCCCGUUCCCCCCCUGGUGCCAAAGCUUUUUUCCUUCACCCACUCAAGAUAGACCAACAGGUACUCAACAAACAAAUAGUGUGGUACUCUCGUGAGCCCAUGGGGCACAAUUUUUUGGGGAAAUUGUUACCUGAAAUCAGCCAGACAGCCGGGCUUUCCAGGAGAUACACUAACCACAGCUUGAAGAGCACAGCCAUUCAACUGCUCUCUCAGGCUGGUCUUGAGAGUCGGGAGAUAAUGACAGUCACCGGGCACAAAUGUGAGAGCAGCUUGAGGAACUACGGGAUCCCAACCACUUCUGACAAGGAGGAGGGCAGAAAGAUCCAGUCCUGCAGUCCAAACAACGGUAGUAAAGCUGGUUUGGAUUCAAAUCAUGAAGAAUUCCUCGACGACUUCCCGUUUCUACACACAACUUCAAACCAGAGCUACGUUCCAGAUGCUGUGCUGCCUCCUGGAGAGCCCUGGCUCCACGGCGGCCCCUCUCGGGCAGUGCUGUCUCUGCCAUCUUGCCUCAGCUUGUGCAAGGAAGUUGGGAUUGGAAUAUCUGGUUCCUCUGGGGAGGAACACAGGGAAGAGUUGAAGGUGUUUGCCAGGUGUCACCUUCAGCAGGGAGUCAUGUUUGGACCUUAUGUGGGGGAUUUGUGCAGAGGACAAAUGCCGACCAACCUCAAAUACGCCUGGGCUAUUCGAGAUGAUGCUGCUUUUGUCUAUGUGGAUGCUUCUGAUGAAAACAAGUCGAACUGGAUGAGGUAUGUGACUUAUACAAGUAGUGAGGAGGAGCACAAUCUUGUCAUCUUCCAGUUUUACCGCCAUGUCUAUUACAAGGUUUCCCAGCCCAUCAUCGAGGGAGCUGAACUAAAGGUCUGGAUUGGCAAGGAUUACGCCACCUUGUUGGGUCUAGGGAUGGGUGACAACAUCAAAUGUGAAUACGGUGACAAGGAGACAGUUCUGCGUCUCCUGCAGGACAUCCAAUUGGUUACCCUCCCAGAGCCCAGUAGCUCCUCUCUUUGGUCAGACCACAGCCAAUCACAGAGCCCCAUGCCUGUCAUCAGCGAUGUGACAACGAUGUCAAAUACAGAUCCAGCUUGUGAUUUGGACAUGGCCUCGGGAUCUGCCUUGCACUCCUCCUCCCCAUCCCCAAGCUUUCACCCCGGGGAAAAGUAUGAAUUUCUCCCUGGAACUGAGAAACUGCUGAGUAAUCCAAAUGUUUCACAGCUAAGCCCCUGGUACUUCUUUGGGUUAGAGCCGGACCCAGCCGGUCGGCCCUUAGACCGUAACGCUGCAGUGUGUAAGCUGUGCGGGGAACGUGUGGGCUGUGGUGGAGGUGCACAAGAUCUACAAAACCAUCUGACCAGUAAACACCACAUCAGACCACGUGAUACUACCAAGGAGCGGAGUCUUCAGACCACAGUUCAACAGCGCCCUCAGUCUGUGGUGCCUCACAGCAGUCCGGCCAGUACUCUCCCCUUGGUUUUGUCCGUUCAUGUGACUAAUGCCAUCACCAACUUCGUCAUCAUGGAUCUCCAGCCCCCCAAUCUGGUGGAAGGGGAGGGCUUUAAACAGCUGAUCCAUACUCUACUGCCGUUCUACAAGGAGAUGCCUUCAACCUCUCACCUGGAGAACCUCCUGAAGGGACACCACACUAGAGGCAGGAUGAGCCUGGCUCAGCUGUUAAGAAAGAAAGCUGGAAGGGACGAAAUCGAGGAGACUGACUACACCGCUCCCAUUGACUUUGAGCCAAGGAGGCGUGGGAGACCUCCCAGCCGUGAGAAGGAUGUUCAUUAUUUUGUUACUUUGAGUGUGGAUGUUUGGUUCCACAAUUGGCAGGGCAACAUUGAGAGGUACCUCACCCUCUGGGCACAUUUCAUAGACAGUGAUUUUAGUUUUCAGAACCUGGCUCUGGCAACGCAAAGAGUGUCAGAGAAUGGGGAGAAAGACUGUAGCCCUCUAGCAGUGGAGGCUCAAGUAAAAGCGAUGGCGCAGGAGUGGGGAAUCUCCAAGCCUAAUCUGCUCUUGCUUGGAGGGGAGGGGAGGAACACGAUGAGACUUGAGCCAAAAAAAUGUGGGAAAGGUGGAGAGGCUUCUGGAAGCGUUUCUCAUCCCAACUCUACAACAUUUCUAGAGAGGGACGACUCUGUGUCAUCAGAGGAACAGAGUGGCUCGGAGCAUGCAGCAUCUAGUGAAGGACUGCCGUCUGUGCCAUGCUUCUUGAGCGCUGUGCAAAGCUGCAUCGAAGAAGCGAUGUCACACAGUGUUAUCUCCAAGACCCUAAAACAAUUCCAAGGUAUUCUGUCAACUGUUUUCCUGCCACCAACACAAAGCAGAAGCCUGAAUCAGCACCAAAUAGGCAGCCUGAUGCGGAACCUUAAAAAAGAAGAGCAGGAUGAGCUAAAGUUGUGGGCUCACAGCAGGCUGACAUGGAAUAAGCUCUAUCCUGCACUGAGCAUACUCAUCAAACAUAAAAGUAUUUUCUGUGAUUCGAUAAAGGAGAUUAAAGAAGAGUAUAAAGAAGACACUACCUCAGAAUCAAGUACACCUGGAAGCUGCAACGCAAACUCCACCUCCAGCACACCCUCAACAAGCUUUACCUCCUUGCGAUCUGAAUGGAAAGUUCUGGAGGAGUUGUGUUUGGUUCUCAAACCUCUGGACAUAGCGUGUCGAACUCUGGCGAAGGAAGCAUUCCCCCGCUUGUCCCUCAUCAAACCAAUCCUCACAGGCCUGCUGUCACGCCACCUCGUGCCACGGCCAGGGGAUUCGUCAUCUAUCCUGAAAGAAGUGAAGAGGAUGAUGAGGCGGAACUUGAUAAGCUGUUAUGACAACCCGGUGGUCAACAGAGUUCUGUGUGUUGCAUGUUCCCUUGAUCCCCAGUUCCAUGGGCUGGGAUUCAUGGAGGAAAAGGAACAGAAAGCCACCUUUGAUUGGCUGAAGAAAGAGGCCGUCAGGAUCGUGAAGGAGGACCGCAGGAGAAGCAAAAGUAAAAAGCAGAGGCGGGGCAAAAGAAGCCCCUCGCCAGAAUCACAGGAGUCAGACAGUGAAUUCCUGCGGAGGAGCAAACGCCUAAAAGAAUCACGCCCAAUCAACUUCAGAGAGAUGGAGGAUGAAGAAGAAGAAGAGAGUGACGAAGAGGAGCCUGAUGAGAGUGAGGAGGCACAACCGGGAGAUCAGGGUGGUGGGCUCUCUGGGAUGGAGUUCCUUUUGGGAGACCUGUUCUGCUCUACUCCCAAGAGCAAGCAGAGUUCUGUGGAGGAGUCUGUGGACGUGGAGAUGUCUGUCUUCAAAGCUGACAAGGGAGUUACACUGGGAGUGGAACCCCUGCAGUGGUGGAGGAUGAAGGCUGUGCAGUUUCCUCUGUUAGCCACAGUUGCACGGGCUUACCUAGCUGCCCCAGCUGUUGCGGGUAGCGCUGCACAGGAGUUUGUGCAGGGGGAAGCGCAAUCCAUCUACAGGAAGAGGGCGAACAUUCCACCUGAGAAUUUGGACUCAAUAUUGUUUCUGCACCACAAUCACAUGCCCACUACUGAGAGUGGACAAGCAGCUAAGAGUGAGGACAGGAGCAGUGGGAUUGAAAAGGUCCUAUAAACGCCAACAACACUCAUUACUUUCCAAUAAGCUAUGGAUUCAGCUGAUUACAUGUAUCUCAAGUGACUGAUGACAAAGUAUAUUUGGUUACUCUGUUUUGUAUUUAACGUUUUGUUAUCCUUUCAAAAAAGCAGGAACAUUGCUAAUACAAACCAACUGUAUCAUCCCUUCCUCUCUCCCCUCAGUACGCGUCAGUUCUGAUGUUGUGAGGACGGUAUGCUCGCCUCAAACAGAGAGAAAGAGAGACCUUCUUUGAAACAGUGACCCCUACAAAAACACUUGAUCAUGGUGUGACCUCUCUUUGUGAAUGUACAAGCUUCAUGCAGCAUGUCUUUUGGUAGCAGUUGGUUUUGAUAGCUUCGUUGUCCAACAAUCAUCCUCCUUAACAUGUUCCCCUGCUGUAGCACAACUGGAGUCAGAGGGGGUGAACAUUUUUUUUUAAAGAAAUGGGUUUUUUUGUGUACCGUUAUAAAACAUAAUACUACUGAUGAAAAAGUCAACAGAGAGGCCACGUGGAGCGAGAGGCAGAGAAAGAGGCGGUGCAGGUGGAGCUGUUAUACAGUAUGAGACCAAAGGUGUAGCGAUGAAGGGGAGAAGAAAGACGAGGUGAAGAAGUGUAAGUAGUUUGUGAAUAAAAACUGAAGUCAAAUAUUUUGGGUAGAUUUAAAAAAGUGGAAAAGGGACCUACUAGACAUAGUUACUUUAAAGUAAACAUCCUUAGUAGAGAAUUUCUCUUUAUAAUGUAAUGCUACCACUGCCUAUAAUGCAGUAGAGGUAUUCUGUUAUUUAGUGACCCCUGACAAUGAAUUCAUCUAAUAGCAACAUUCAAUUGGUUUUGAAUGUUUGGCUUUCUAUUUGAUUGACGUAGUCUUUAACCAUUAAUUUUCACUAAUUUAGUCUCUCUUUCCAUUUAUGUUUACAAUACAGGUUUAAAAUGUAAUUCUAAAAAUGUAUCUUCCCCCUAAUGUAACUGAGGUGGGAUAUAUUCCUUUUAUUCCCUUACAUUCAACCCUGCUGCAUCUAUGAAGUACCUUGUGGUCUAGUGCCUUAACUCUUGUGGAAACAAAACAUUUCUAGAGAUCUCAACUGUAUACAGCUUUGUGGAGAAUCCUCCAGGACGGCACUGUUAGCAUUGUGUGAAACUACUACCACGUGCCUUUGCUUAUGCUUUACCACGUAUUACUCCUGUAGGCACAACCUCUUUAUCGUCUUUGACUGUGAUGUUCUUAUUCAUGUACGUCUUUCUUUGGAUGUCUUACUGUAAUGUAUAUAUAUCUAUCACAUACUUUUGUAUAAUAAAAUAUGCUAACAACAA
Molecule: messenger RNA, 6275 nt
Organism: Notolabrus celidotus (New Zealand spotty)
Lineage: Eukaryota; Metazoa; Chordata; Actinopteri; Labriformes; Labridae
Exons: 7
Coding region: 545-4960 (1471 amino acids)
Biological process (GO): DNA recombination; regulation of transcription by RNA polymerase II; DNA integration
Cellular component (GO): nucleus
Molecular function (GO): protein dimerization activity; DNA binding
Source: RefSeq, a predicted model, not a curated record